ACUGGCAUAUAUAAGGCAAGGAACUUGAAGCAAGGGCUCAGGAAAGUCACUGAUAUAGCUGCAACUCUCCUGAAGACCACAAAACCAAAUUACCUCAGAUUAGGAACCAGAGACAGCAUCAAACAGGACCUGGUUGAAGGUCAGUAUUUAAAUGCUGUGAGGUGGCCAACCGAAAGACUUCUUGACAGGAACUCACUCAAGACGAAUGUUAUCCAGACAUGGCCACCAUGUCACAACUCGGGUGUAACUGCACAUCAAAUGCAGGGAAUGGUGAUGCAAAAAGGGCAGGAAUAGGGUAUAUGAGAAAAGGCACUUAGAAUCCGUUGGACUGUAGGAUCAAAGUUAGGAGAAAAGACAGUGCAAAGCAAGAAGACAGUGUUUGAAGAUUGCUUGGGUAAAGGAAUAAAAGCAGUGAGUACCACACAGCUUGUGAAAAUUCACUGGGUUAGGAACAUUUGUGGCCUGUGACUGCCCUGGGGCCAAUACAAGAAAGGCAAAAAUAGUGUGUGAUUUUUGAAGUGAGCUGUUAAAUUCUCUGUCACAGAAGGGAAAGAAAUAAAAAACAGAUAAAACAUUCACCAUCCAAGAACUGACAAGAAAAUAAUGGACAGUCAACAUGAAUAUGUACAUUUGUGGAAGUUGGAGACUUUAAUAAAAAUGUCUGCGACGAACGGAUUUUUGAAUGACACAAACAAUACAUAUGGAAACACUAGUGGACAGUACAAUGACCGGGCAGGACUCCUGUCACAGGUACUGCAGUUUGAGGUGACAUGCUUUUUGGCAUUUGGCAUCCUUGUUAUUAUCCUUGGGAUCAUAGGUAAUACUCUCUCCUUUAUUGUUAUCAACAGAGAUUAUAACAAAGGAUCGACAUUCUAUUUCUUACAAUAUCUAGCAGUGUUGGACAACCUGCUGUUGAUAACAAUGUUUUUACAAUACUCUGUUUUGGUGGGGCACCACUUUGAGUUCAUGGACCAACGCUACAUGGCAGUGAGGUUUUGUAUCCUCACGCCCCUGGCCCUGUCAGCUCGCCUGCCCUCUGCCUGGUUAACAGUUGCCGUCACUAUUGACAGGUAUAUAGCUGUGUGUCGGCCCCUUCAAGCCAAGGAAUGGUGCACCAUCCCUCGCGCCAGGAAAAGCAUCAUCACCAUACUGCUACUGAGCAUCGCCAUCAGUCUGCCAAGAUUCUUCGAAUGCAUUGGUUAUGAAUAUUGCUUUUUACAGCCAGAGUGUCCCACAAUACAGACAGUUCUGCUCUCAGAUAAACACUAUCAAAGUAUAUACCAUGGUACCCUGUUUUGUUUCAGGGCUGUAAUACCAUUAUUGAUUCUUGUGGUGCUGAACUGUAAACUGGUCCGAGCUGUCCGAGAAAGGAACAGAAGAAGGACUGGAAAUAACGUAAGAGUAGGAAGACAAUCAGAUAAUGUUACUCGGGUUGUUAUAAUAGUUAUAACUGUAUUUGCCAUAUGUGUUUUUCCAUCAAUAUUUGUCCGCGCAAUAUGGCUGACCAGAGAGGAGUGGUCGCCAGGGAUGAAUGCAUUUUACCACUAUUUCAAUGUUCUGUCUGGUAAUCUAAUUAUUAUUAACUCUGCUGUAAAUUUUAUUAUUUAUGAUGUAGCGAGCUCGGUGUUCAGAAUGCAAUGCCGACACCUUGUUUGUCGUAAGUGUGACGUGGACAUGAAUUUGAUCAUGGCAACUUCUACAGCAGAAACGGAGUUAAUGAACGGUUAAGUUAUUGAUGAAAUCCGUGACAUAAAAAAAAAAACAUUGUUUCAUUGUAAGUUUGCUUUAAGAAAAGAGAUGUACUGUACAUACAUAUUUUUAAAAAAUUAUUAGUUCAAACAACAUGUCAUGUACAAAUACAAGAAAGUCCACAGUGGUUCUAAAACAAACAUCGACUGCCAAGGCAUGGAUUUUAUAGAAAGAAAAGAUACUUGAGCUGUCCUUCGUGAACAAGUUUUCUAAGUUCUCUCUCAAAAGAAAAUCACAACCAUCUCCAGAGAAUUUUUGUUACUUGAUUUCAUUAACUAAUGUUAAUCGAUAUUUGUUUUGGAUCCUGUGUAUUACAAUUAAACCCCAGACACACCAGUAACUGUAAUAUAAUUACCUUAACAAAUCAACUUAUACAUAUUGAAAAUGGAUGUAUACUUAGCUGCUGUAUAAAGACCAUACAAUUAUGUGUACAAUGUUGUGGAAUUACCUUAACUGAUUCAAUUAAUAGGAAUUCGGAGAGACUGAUAAUGCUAAGCCAUUAUACAGGGAUCAAUUUAAGUACCACGCAAAAAGAAAAUUACGUAUCAUAAAGAGCAUAUAACCCGCUUGUAAUGGAGCAUAAAACUCAGAUUAUUUGUUCUUUGAUGUCUAAAUUCAACGCUAAAAAUAUAAUGGCCUUUUUUAUCGGCAGUUGUCUAUAAUUGUCCACAGCUCAUAAAUAUGUAUGAAUGUAGCAGUUGAGUUGGGUGCAUGUGGGACAUGAACGCCAAGGAGAAUCUGGCAAUUCUCUUCACUGUUGUCAAAGAAAUAAUUAAAUGAAAUGGACUAUUUGUGCUUAAUGUAAAUAUAUCAGGACAUUUUGAAAUUAGAGUGCAAAAACAUGCACAGCUGACACUGUAAGAUAAAGCCAAAUUUUGUGAAACGUGAUAAUGUGAUUAGAUAAUUGUGCUUUCAAGUAUUCAAUCACAUCACUAUUAUAAUAAGAAUGGAUCAGCAAAACUUGCAAAUUGAUAAUAGCCAGCUCAUGUUUUUUUCUAUCAACAGUAGACAAAUGCUUACUAAUUUACCUAAUCUGUAAAAUGAUAUCAUAAAGCCAUUAAGCACAAAUUCAUUGUAAGUUAUUCUUUUAAAAAGUGCGCUAUAUUGUAUAUUAAAUUGAUAUUGUCAUGUAGUUUUUUGCUUGUUUUUUAUCCACUCUUUUUUGUAUAGUAUUUAAGACACAGGCCCCCUUAGUUAAGAAGUUCAUACAAAAAUUUACCUCAAUAGUCUUGCACUGCUAUAGUACAUCUGUCA
Lingula anatina is the source of this 3003-nucleotide messenger RNA. RefSeq names its product FMRFamide receptor. Gene Ontology annotation, cellular component: membrane. Gene Ontology annotation, molecular function: G protein-coupled receptor activity. Lineage: Eukaryota; Metazoa; Brachiopoda; Lingulata; Lingulida; Lingulidae. The record is from RefSeq and is a predicted model, not a curated record. Gene Ontology annotation, biological process: G protein-coupled receptor signaling pathway.